AUGGUUGUCCAAAUUCCUCGGAUGCAGGUACAAAAUGUGAAAUUACUGGAUCGUUACGUGGGUAAGAAACCAGCUAAUGGGAUUCUGUAUCUUACUGCAACCCACUUGAUCUAUGUGGAGACUUCUGGUGCAGCCCGGAAAGAAACAUGGAUUGCACUCCAUCACAUUGCCACUGUGGAGAAGAUGCCCAUCACUAGCCUGGGCUGUCCCCUGACCCUCCACUGCAAGAAUUUCCGGGUGGCCCACUUUGUUUUAGACUCUGACUUGGUGUGCCAUGAGAUUUAUGUUUCACUGCUAAAGCUUUCUCAACCAGCAUUACCUGAAGAUCUUUAUGCUUUUUCUUAUAAUCCCAAAUCCUCAAAAGAGAUGAGGGAAAAUGAAUGGAAACUGAUUGACCCAAUAUCAGACUUUGAACGUAUGGGAAUACCCAACAGGUACUGGACUAUAACAGAUGCUAACAGAAACUAUGAGAUAUGCAGUACCUAUCCUCCUGAAUUAGUGGUUCCUAAAUCUGUUACCUUGGGAAUGGUGGUUGGAAGUUCGAAGUUCAGAAGUAAAGAACGUGUUCCUGUGCUCUCCUACCUCUACAAAGAGAACAAUGCUGCCAUUUGCCGCUGUAGCCAGCCUCUCUCUGGAUUUUACACUCGCUGUGUAGAUGACGAGUUCUUGCUAGAGGCCAUUAACCAAACAAACCCAGGGAGCCCGUUUAUGUAUGUUGUAGACACAAGACCAAAGUUGAACGCCAUGGCCAACCGAGCAGCUGGGAAGGGGUAUGAAAACGAAGACAACUAUGCCAACAUUCGCUUCAGGUUCAUGGGCAUUGAGAAUAAUCAUGUGAUGCGGAGCAGCUUGCAGAAACUCUUGGAAGUUUGUGAAUUGAAAACUCCAACAAUGAGUGAAUUUCUUAGUGGCCUGGAGAGCUCUGGGUGGUUGAGACACAUUAAAGCUAUUAUGGAUGCUGGAAUUUUCAUCACAAAGGCAGUGAAGGUAGAAAAAGCCAGUGUCUUAGUCCAUUGUUCUGAUGGGUGGGACUGCACAGCACAAGUCUGCUCAGUGGCCAGCAUCCUCCUAGAUCCAUUUUAUAGGACAUUCAAAGGACUCAUGAUCCUCAUAGAGAAGGAAUGGAUAUCCAUGGGACACAAGUUUUCCCAAAGGUGUGGCCACCUGGAUGGGGACUCUAAAGAAGUAUCCCCUAUCUUCACCCAGUUCCUAGACUGUAUUUGGCAAUUAAUGGAACAGUUUCCCUGUGCCUUUGAAUUUAAUGAAAACUUCCUGCUGGAGAUCCAUGACCAUGUUUUCUCCUGUCAGUUUGGAAACUUCCUUGGAAACUGCCAGAAGGACAGGGAAGAUCUAAGGUGAAUUCAGUUUGUAAGAAUAUGCUGAGUAGGGAGAAGGAAUGAGUGCAAAAGAAAUUACCCACUACCUAGAAUUUGGGAUAGCAGUCAGGAAAGGGGAGGAGGUAACAAUAAUAAAAAGAACCAUUGAAGCAUAAAGCA
This is a messenger RNA of Carlito syrichta (Philippine tarsier), 1496 nucleotides long. It is a transcript of the gene MTMR8, whose product is annotated as myotubularin related protein 8. Gene Ontology annotation, biological process: negative regulation of autophagy. The transcript is spliced from 11 exons. Gene Ontology annotation, cellular component: nuclear envelope. Bases 1 to 1359 code for a protein of 452 amino acids. Gene Ontology annotation, molecular function: phosphatidylinositol-3,5-bisphosphate phosphatase activity. The record is from RefSeq and is a predicted model, not a curated record. Lineage: Eukaryota; Metazoa; Chordata; Mammalia; Primates; Tarsiidae.